This is a messenger RNA of Aspergillus ibericus CBS 121593, 1056 nucleotides long. RefSeq names its product putative penicillolysin/deuterolysin metalloprotease (gene mep20). The coding region runs from base 1 to 1056 and encodes 351 amino acids. The transcript has 2 exons. Gene Ontology annotation, biological process: proteolysis. The record is from RefSeq and is a predicted model, not a curated record. Gene Ontology annotation, molecular function: metalloendopeptidase activity. Lineage: Eukaryota; Fungi; Ascomycota; Eurotiomycetes; Eurotiales; Aspergillaceae.
AUGUUGCUUUUCAUCUUCCUAACUCUGCUGGCCUUGAUGCAAUGCAUCCUGGCCAUCCCGACUGUUCCUGACACGCUGAACGUGACUCUCAGCCAGGUGAGCAACACGCGCAUCAAGGCUGAAGUGACAAACACCGGCAACGAUGACCUUACUAUCGUGCACCUCAACUUCUUCGGGGACACCGCGCCGAUCAAGAAGGUGUCUCAACCUAACCAGCCAGAAACCGAGCUGGUAUUCAACGGCAUCAAGAUGCGGCUGGUCCUAGACAACCUCACUUCAGAUGCUCUCACCACGAUUCCUGCCGGCGAAUCCCUGGUGGACGAAUUCGACAUUGCCUCAACCCUCGACAUUACCGACAGCGGCCCCAUUACCGUCCACACCUCCGGCUGGGUUCCAAUCGCUAGUGACCAUGAAAUCGUCUUCUACCUCCCCUACACUUCCAACACACUCACCAUCAACAUCGACGCCGCCAAAGCUGCCACCAUCUCCAAAGCCCUCACCCUCACCUCAUCCCUCCACCGCCGAACCAGACUCAGGGACUGCAACGCCAACCAAGACGCCAUCAUGCGCACCGCCCUCGACAACGCCAUGCACAUGUCCAUCGCCGCCGCCAACGAGGCAUGGAAAGGCUCCGCGGCGCGGAUGGAAGAAUACUUCAAAUCGUCCUCCGAGGAAACUCGAAGCCUCGUGGCCAACCGACUCGCCUACAUUGCUGCGGAAUCUUCGCUCAAUGCCGACAGAACCACCUACUACUGCUCUGACAAAUUCCAGUUCUGUACUGAUCGCGUCCUGGCGUAUACGAUACCAGAGUGGAAUGUGGUGGUGAAUUGUCCGUUGUAUUGGUCAAGGCUGAUGCCGGUGCAGACGACAUGCCACGCGCAGGAUCAGGCGAAUACUGUCAUUCAUGAAUUCACUCAUGCGCCGGCUGUCUAUGCUCCUGGCACGGAUGAUCUGGGGUAUGGAUAUAAGGCGGCGAUGAGGUUGACCAAGGAUCAGGCGAUUCGCAAUGCGGAUACCUAUACUUUGUUUGCGAAUGCGGUGUUUGUGGGGUGUUGA